Molecule: messenger RNA, 984 nt
Organism: Xenia sp. Carnegie-2017
Lineage: Eukaryota; Metazoa; Cnidaria; Anthozoa; Malacalcyonacea; Xeniidae
Product: phospholipase D1-like
Exons: 4
Coding region: 1-984 (327 amino acids)
Molecular function (GO): catalytic activity
Source: RefSeq, a predicted model, not a curated record
AUGUUGAUGAAGAAAGCUGACGAAGAUGUUCGAGUGUACAUUCUACUUUAUUGGGAAAAGCCUGUCCUUGAUCUUGACUGGAAAAGUUUCACCUUUCGAUGGAGCCAUCAUGGAAAACUUGUUGUUGUUGACAGACGAAUUGCUUUUUUUGGUGGCAUUGAUCUUUGCUAUGGUUGCUGGGAUACCUCAGCUCACGAACUGAUGGAUAGAUAUCCGAUUCAUCGAUGUGCCCAAGAAUAUUGUGAAGACGUGGAAGCAGAAAAUAGAUAUUCUCUCGCUGGAAGUCAAAUUCCCCGGAUGCCAUGGCAUGAUGUUGCGUGUGUGUUCACAGGAGAUGCAGUCUCGGAUGCAGUAAAGCAUUUUAGUCAACGGUAUUAUGCUUUAAAUCCUACUUUGGGGUUGCCUAAGGAACUUGAUGUUUCUGAGAGUAAAGUACUUGAUGUUUUUAUCAGCCCAUAUACAAAGACUAACAUUCAAAUCCUUCAAUCUGUUGCUAAAUGUUUAUCGGGUCAACCUCAUGAAGCCACCAUUUACAACGCAUAUCUGCAUGCAACUAGAAAUGCAGAGAAGAUGGAUUGUAAAAGUAAAGAAUCAGAUUCAGUCGGCAUUGGCAGACGACUUCACCAAGCUUACAUAGAAACGAAGGACUUUCACGUGAUGAUAGUAUUGCCGUUGAAGUCAGAGUUUCCCGAAGAUUGGAAAUCAAAUCCUCGUUUUAAUGGAUUAAUCAGAAUAAGUUAUUGGAACUAUGCUACUCUUUUUUCUGGCGAGCAUUCUUUAACAUAUCGACUAAAAGGAGAAUUCAAAAUUCCAGAGAGUGAAGGGAGCAGUUAUCUUAGUGUCUAUGGAUUACGAACCCACGAUUUGCUUGGCGAGAAGAUGGAAACUGAAAUUGUUUAUGUGCACAGCAAAGUGAUGAUCGUCAAUGAUCGAGUUUCUAUUAUCGGUUCAGCUGUCAUAGUUGAGGAUGUAGAAAUGGUCUAG